ACGACAACGAUUUUUUAGUAUAAAUAGAGCAUACUUUGAUACAGGAUUUAACUGUUGAUGAGCUUUGUCAAGAUUCAGAAAUAGCAUAAUGAAAGAGUUUCUUCUUAUCACUUUUCUUGUUGUGGCAUCGCCAAACUGGAUGAAUAUGAGCAAUGGAUCUCUAAUAAGAAUUCCACUGAAGAAACAAAUUAACAAUGAACAAACAAGAUUACCUAAUCUGGCAGGAAGAAGACUACAUGGUAAAUUUAGAAACACAGGAGAAGUGCCUUUAAUCAAUGUGGAUAAUGUUGAUUAUUAUGGAGAAAUCGGUAUUGGAACUCCUCCACAAAAGUUCAACGUAGUUUUUGACACCGGGUCUCCUGAUCUUUGGGUUCCUUCGUCCAAGUGCAUAACACUUCCGGAUAUAAAAAACGGUUGCCAAAACUAUAAACAAUACGAUGCUACCAAAUCUUCAACAUAUCAAGUCAAUGGCACAGCUUACCUAAUGGGUUACGGAACUGGACAAUUGCUUGGUUUCUUAUCUGAAGACAAUGUAGAAGUUGGAGGAAUAGUCAUAAAAAAUCAAAUUUUCGGUGAAGCAAUAAUAGAAACCGAUUUUCCCGAAAAACAAGUAAACGAUGGUAUUUUAGGAUUAUCUUACCCAGAUUCGUCAUCUUACAAAAUUCCUACAGUUUUUGAAAAUAUGAUUAAACAAGGUGUACUGGACAAACCAGUGUUUUCUUUUUAUCUAAGUCAAGCUGCCAAUGGUGAUAAAGGAGAAUUGUUGCUCGGUGGAUCAGAUCCAAAGUAUUACAAAGAAGAUUUCACCUAUGUACCAGUAUCAAAAAAAUAUUUAUGGCAAGUAACUGCACAACGUAUUUCUGUAGGCAAUCAUGGCUUGUGUCAAAAUGGAUGUGAAGCUAUUAUAGAUACUGGUACUUCUUUGAUCUAUGGACCAACCGAGGAUAUUGAAAUUAUUAACAAUAAAAUCGGUGCAAAAUUGUCAAAUUGCACUAAAGACUGGGAAUGUUACCUUCUUGAUUGUAACAAAAAUUUAAACGAUCUUCCUGAUGUAGUAUUUUCUUUUGGAGGCCAACAAUUUGCCAUAAAUUCUACAACAUAUAUAAUAAGGAGUAACGAUACAUGCGUAUCCAGUUUCCAAAUUAAAACAUCUUCAUUGGGUGAAGGAUAUGAUUGGCUGCUAGGAGAUACGUUCCUGAGAACUGUUUACACCGAAUUCGAUUUCGGCAAAAACCGCAUUGGAUUCGCAAAACUUGCAGAUGUAAAUUUAUAAACAAUUAAUUAUACGACAUAUUUCUUAAGAA
Diabrotica balteata is the source of this 1304-nucleotide messenger RNA. The record is from the annotation of a GenBank genome assembly. Lineage: Eukaryota; Metazoa; Arthropoda; Insecta; Coleoptera; Chrysomelidae.